Messenger RNA from Betta splendens (Siamese fighting fish), 1443 nucleotides. RefSeq names its product trace amine-associated receptor 7a-like. Gene Ontology annotation, cellular component: membrane. Gene Ontology annotation, molecular function: trace-amine receptor activity. The record is from RefSeq and is a predicted model, not a curated record. The coding region runs from base 1 to 984 and encodes 327 amino acids. Gene Ontology annotation, biological process: G protein-coupled receptor signaling pathway. The transcript has 2 exons. NCBI's taxonomy places the organism in Eukaryota, Metazoa, Chordata, Actinopteri, Anabantiformes, Osphronemidae.
AUGGAGACACUGGAGAAGCCUGAACUCUGCUUUCCACAUCGCCUUAAUGCCUCCUGCAGGAAACAUGCACGUCCUCACUCUGAGGCAAUGCUCAUUUAUAUUCUAGUGUCCUGCAUCUCUCUGCUCACUGCGAGUCUCAACCUGCUGGUCAUCGUCUCCAUCUCCCACUUCAGACAGCUCCACACUCCCACCAACCUCCUCCUUCUCUCUCUGGCUGUCUCUGAUUUCCUUGUGGGUCUCAUCGUGAUGCCGUUUCAGAUCCUCUUUCUAGAACCCUGCUGGUUUCUAGGUGACGUGAUGUGCACUUUAUAUUUCUUUGUACCGUAUAUCACUACUUCUGCCUCAGUGGUGAACAUGGUGCUGAUCUCAGUUGAUCGUUUUAUGGCCAUUUGUGACCCUCUGAGCUACUCUACAAAAUUUUCUCAUAAAACAGUUAAACGCUGUGUCCUGCUGUGUUGGCUUUAUUGUGUUAUGUACAGUUUCAUGAUUUUAAAUGACAACCUAAAGCAACCAGGCAGGUUUAACUCCUGUUAUGGUGAAUGUGUGAUUAACAUUAAUGGAGCUCUUGAUUUUGUCCUAAGCUUCAUCAUUCCCAUCUCAGCCAUUAUCAUCCUGUAUGUGAGGGUGUUUGUGGUGGCUGUGUCUCAGGCUCGUUCCAUGCGCUCCCACGUUACAGCUGUUAAACUGCACCGUUCACUGACUGUGACUGUCAGGAAAUCAGAGAUCAAGGCAGCAAAGACUCUUGGUGUGACGGUUGUUGUCUUUCUCAUGUGUUACUUUCCUCCUUACUGUUUGUCUCUCUCUGGAUAUAACAUCACAAUCGGUACUUCAACUAAUGACUUUUUAGUUUUUCUGCUUUUGUCGAACUCUUGUCUGAACCCUGUGAUUUAUACUUUUCUCUACCCCUGGUUUAGAAAAUCUGUUAAACUCAUUAUUACUUUACAGAUACUGCAGCCUAAGUCCAGAGAGACUUGUAUAAAGUAGAUCGUUUUUAAAUAUAAUGAUUGCAAAAAAAUUGAAUAUAAUUAUUAAAUAUAAUAAAAAAACUGUUUUCAAGUUAAAACUCUGACUAUGUGAAAUGAUUAAUAUUGUUUGUUCUGCUGAUUCUCCUUGUCUUCUGUAAUUUUCUGUCUCUCAGGCACUGUCUCUAGCAGCCUUCAGAAUCAGAGGCUCCAUGCUCACAUGAUGACUUCACAUCAAUCAGUAUUGCAUUUAUUACUAAACCCCCACUUUUCACUUUGUUUACCACAAACCACACUGUCAGUGACAAGUGAAACAUUAACUGGACACGUCUUUAAACAAGGGUUAACCAUUAGGAGUGGGCGAUACUGCAAACUUUGGAGUCGAUCCGAUACCAAGUAAAUACUGGACCUGGAUUAAUGCAUUAUCAAAUAUAAGUACAUUUUCAUGACUUUCAGGUGUUUGGUUUUCAAAUUGUUUUCA